GGCGGUACACACGGAUUGCGCGGAUACUUUAGAUUUGUUUACCGAUUUGAGACUGAAGUGUAGUGUGAAGUGAAAUUCCACUUUCUUCUUUGGCUCGGAAGGGAAUUAAAUGUCGAAUAAAAUGAAGUUUCCAAAUGUUUGGUGUGUAUAACAUGACUGAGGAACAGACUGCACACUUCUGUCUUCAGGUUAAAGCACGGAAAACUUCCCUCAGUUUCCUGUUAAAUCAGUGCUACUGCAGGAGAUGUAGUGAGCUGUUUGGAUCUGAGGCAGCAGGACACUACAAGUGCACGUACUUGUGAAUAAUAACACUGAAAACAAAGACGUUUUUUUGAGCUUGUGAUGUGUUAUUAAAAUGAUCUGUUCAUCAUAAGGGACACAUCUCUGAACAGGGAAGAAGAAGAAGACUGAUAUCCGUAUGGAAAUGACUACCAGUCGCUGGAGACGCUUGAACCUCCUGACUCAUUUAUCGCACAGUUGAUCAUUUGGUGACUUCGAGGAUAUCUUUAAGCGCACUCAGAAGAUGGAGACGUGUCAAGAUGACUUGCUGCAGCAGCUCAGAAAACUUUCCCUGUCAGAGCAAGAAGCAAAAAUGAAGGUGGAGGAGCGUGAAGCUCAGAUACAGGAUCUCCAGGACACGAUCACAGAGCUCCAUAAGGAGAUAUCCCUGAAGGACCAGGACAAACUCAGGCAGCUUCAGCAGCUUGUCCAGCUUGAAACCAGGGUGAAGGAGCUCACACAGGAGUUACAGAGCUCAGCACAGACCAUCACUCAGCUCAGACACGAGGCCAGAGACAGAGCUGCGAGCACCGGUGUGUUACACAGAGAUAUGUCUGGAGAUCAUGGAGCAGAAAGAGGACUAGAACUGUUGAAGAGUGAGUUGACACAUCGUGACUCGUGCAUCCAGAAGCUCCAGCGAGAUCUGCUUCUGUCUCAUCAGGCCCGCGAUUCCCAGAGUGCUCAGCUGGACGUCCAGGAGCAGAGGCUGUGGGAGCUGCAGAGGGAGCUGCUGGAGAAGCAGCAGGAGCUGCGGAGAGGACACGACCGCCUCCAGCAGCUCAGCACCGAGCUCCAGAGCACGACGAGGAACGCUCAAGAGCUGCAGGGUCAGCUGCGUGAGGCGAGAACACGUCUGGUCCGGGUGGAGGCUGAGAACGAAGCUCUGCUGGGAUCUAAACGUCUGCAUGCAUCCGAGGUGGAGAAGCUCAGUGCUGAACUGUGCUCCGUACAGAGAGGAAGUGAUGAAGAGCAGGAGACUGAGAGGAAGGUCAGGGAGCUUCGGGCAGAGCUGUCAGCCACUCGGGCUCAGCUUAGCGACUGCCGAGACGCGACUCAGGAGGCUCAGAAGAGGGCAGAUGAACAGAUCCAGCAGCUGCAGGAGGAGGUGUCCAGGCUGAAGCUGCAGCACCAAUGCGUCAAUCAGCAACUGCAGGAGUGCAGCCUGAAGCUGCAGAAUGUACAGAAGGCCCACACCGAGCUGCAGGUUCGAGACAAAGAGUGCCAGAGAGAGCUGAGGCGCAUCAGAGAGGAGCUACACAACGCCACCCUGAGGGCAGAAGAGCAGCGUUUGAAAGAGGUCCAGAUUGAUGAGCUCCAGCGGGAGGUUGACAGGAUGCUGGCCUUGCUGGAGAAAGACAGAGAGGACCUCAGUCAGGACGAGGAGGUAGAAAGACUGAAGGACGAACAGAUGCGACUCCAGGACAAGCUUGAGGAGCGUGAGGACAGUGUAGUCGCUCUGAGGCUGGAGGCUGAGUCUCUCAGACAGAAACUGCGUACCCGUGAGCAGGAAGUAGCCGACCUGUGCCGGCAGCUCAUGGAAUCCCAGGAUGCACUGCAGCGGGUGACCAAUGAGCUCAGGAGUUCUCAGAGAGAGCUCAGAGAAAGGAAGGCUGAGAGAGGAGGACAGGAGCAGAGAGAGAUGGAGCUGAAGACCGAACUGAACCAGUUACAGCACCAGUAUACCAGCUGCUGCUCCCAGCUGGUGGAGGAAGAAGCGCUGGUGUCCAGUCUGAGGAUUGAGCUACAGCAGGCUGAAGGACAGAGAGAGACGCUGAUGUCUCAGCUGCACGAGCAGGAACAUCAGCUCCAUCUGCUCACAGAGAAACAUCACGCAGCUCAGCAGGAGGUGGCCCACAGAGACGACGCCAUGCUGAAGUUAACCGCUGAACUUAGUGUUGCUCAGGAACGUCUGGUCUCCGCACACAACGAGCUCGCAGGCCAGGCUGAGGAGGUCACGACUUUGGAGGAGAAAGGGAGAAGAUUACAGAAGCUUCUAAACCAGAGAGAGGAGAAGCUCGAGGAGGAAAAACAACAAAAUGUUCAGCUGCGUUUAGAAAAAGAAAAUCUCCAAACGCAGUGUGAGAGCCAGCGGGAGGCGCUGCGAGAGCUCAGUGCCGAGGUACAGCAGUGGAAGCAGGAGGCACAGGGCCAAAGGGAGAGCCGGGAGAAGGAGGUGCUGGAGCUGAGGAGUGAGCUGCAGGAGGAACAGAGUCGCCUCCAUGAGCACAGAGCCAAUCUGGAGCGUCUGCACAGAGACCUGGCGGUGACGCAGAGACAGCAGAGAGACACCGAGGACGAGGUUUCCCGUAAGGAAGCGGCUCUGCGCUCUCAGGACUCAGAGCUGACUCGGCUGAGGGCCGAUCUACUCGCGGCUCAGAGACGGGCGUCAGACUCGGAGGCCCGGCUGCAGCCACUCAGCGAGUCCGUACAGCUUUACAAGCAGAAAUACCAGACCUGCAUGAGCAAGAUCUCAGAGCUGGAGAGCAUGCUGAAGAGCCACGAGGACGACCGGAGGCAAAGCAGAGCUCAGGUGGUAGAGCGGGAGGAGCAGGUGGUGCGUCUGCAGGCGGAGAUCGUGGCUCUACAGGGCGAUGUGGAGGCGCGCUGCGCUCAGCUGGAGAGCGGGGACGAGGCCCUGACCGCACUGAGCCGGCGGCUGAGAGACACGCAGAGGGAGCUGGAGAUAAGCCACGCCCACACACAGGAGUGUGAGAUGGUCAUUGACACACUCCGAGACAACGUGGCCAACCUGCGACAUCAGGUGGAAGAGAAGGAGGAAGCGGCACUGAAGCUCCAGUCUGACUUCUCUCUCUACAGGGCGACUCACAUGCGCUCAGACUCCGACUACCAGUCCCAAAUUUGUCGCAUCCGCGAACUGGAACAGGCCCUGGAGCACUCUGGAACCUGUCACUCAGAGCUGGAGAAGCUCAAAGAGGAAGCUCAGUCACAGAAGCAGCUCAGAGAUGGCAGCCUGGCAGAGGUGCGAAGGCUGCAGGAGUUGAUGAGGAAGCUCCAGGCUGAUGCUGUGUGUGAGGCUCAGAGCAGACAGGCUGACGUAGACAUGAUGGAGCUCAGAGUCACAGAACUGGAGGAACAACUAGAGGCAGCUCGUAGGCAGUGUGUACAGAAAGAGCAGGCCGUGCAGAAAAGAGACGCGCUCCUGAGGCAGUCUGAGGCAGACCUGGUCCAGGCACGGGAUAAGAUUCGAGGCAAAGCGGCGGAGACAGAGAGGCACGUUGCCACCAUUCAGACUCUACAGGCAGACCUGCGGCAGGCCAAGAAAGAAAAGAGAGAGAGGGAGAACGAGUGCGGCAAGCUCCGCACACAGCUGCUGCAGAUCCGUGAUGAGCUGAAGGAAGUCCGGAGCAGCUGCAGAGACAGCGUGCACGAACUGGCUCGUCAUGAGGAGAAGGUGCUGCUUCUGGAGGGCGGGCAUCAGCGGGCGCAGGAGCAGCUGGCAGAGCGAGUAGCCGAGGUGGUCAGGGCUGAACAGACACAGAGGAGGCUUCAUGCUGAGCUCAGUAGAGUCCAGCGGAGACUGGAAUCCAGCGAACAGGAGCUCCAAGACUGCAAGACUCAGCUGGAGCAGGUGAAGCUGGAGGCGGGCAGCAGCAGACAGGUUCUGCUCAGUGCCCAGCAGGAGGCCUUACGGCUGCAGCAGGAGAACCAGGAGCUUCAGGAGGAGCUGAGCAGCACUAAAGAGACCUUAACACACAUUCAGGAGCAGCUGAAGGAACACUCGGUCACCGUGCAGGCUCUGCGUGUGGAGCUGGAACAGGAACAGACUCGGCAGCAAGAACAACUGGACUGGGUACAGAGGACACGUCAGAGAGAGAUCAGCCUGGAAACUGAGAGAAAUCAGCUCAAAACUGACCUGGAAACAGUCAGAAACCAGCUACAGGAGCAGUUGUGUGAGCUACACAGCACCACCCUCAGGCUGCAGGAGGAAGAGGCAGAUAAGCGUACACAACUGCAGGAGAGAGAUGCUCGCAUCGAGACUUUCAGCCAAGAGUUAUCUGAGCGUAGUCAGGAGGUGACACUCUUGCAGCAGCGUCUGCUCCAGCAGGAAGAGAGAAACACAGAGCUGAGUACAGAACUGCAGCAGCUGCGCAGUCACAACCACCUCUGUCAGGACGAGACUCGGGCGCUCGAGACGCGUCUGGUGGAGUUAAGCGGCCAGCUGGGACGCGCUCAGCUCUGGGGUCAGCAGCAGCUCAUCACCCUGGAGUCCAGAGAGGAGGAACUGGUGCUCCUGAAGGUGGAGGUGGCCUCCCUUAGAGAAAACUACCACUCUAAAGUAGCUCAGUUGGAAAGCUCACACGCUGAACUGGACUCUGUAGAACAGAAGCUCAGGGCGUCUGUGAGUGAGGUGGAGGUGUUGAGGCAGGCGUUGAGCGACGCCCGGACCGACAGCUCCCGUCUGCACAGAGAGAGCGAGUUGGUGGUCACCAACGUCAACCAGUGGGUCAAAGAGCAAAAGCAGGCCAACGAGAAGCUCGGCCUCAAAAUCAGGGACCAGAGCAAGAGGAUCAUCCACCUGACAGCUGAAAAGGAUCAUCUGCAGGAGAACGUGGAGAAGCUACAGGCCGAGAUCCGGAGGUUGAGGACGGAGGUCGAUGAGCAAAGAAUGAAGGCAGAGAGAUACGAGGCGUUUCGGCCCCCGAGCGUAAACGAGCAGCCGCACGGCCGUCAGCCGCCCGCACUAUCAGGAAUGUUCAGUCAUCAGCACGAGACCGUGAGCAGAGAGAAGCGUGCGGCGGUGCGUCAGGGGCGGAGCUGAGGCGUGUGUGUGCGGAGCCGCGUGCGGCUCCUGUUUCUCUGCUGAAGGGCACUAGAGAGAAGCUCCCUACGUAGGGCACAUCGCUCAACGUAUCUCAAUAUCUCAGGGAUUCUCUGUGACACUCAGACACUCCUUUAAAAAGUCGUCCAGGAUUGAUGGAGAGAAUAUCGGACUAGAACUGAUGGAGAAUUGGUUUUGUUUAUAUCUCUGUUUAUUUAAGAAACCUGUUCAACUUGAAUAAUAUCGUGACACUGUGAUCGACGCCGUACGGUAAAAGAGCGUCAGGUGCCGAGUGUCAGUGUGUGUUAAUCGUCCUGAACCUUGUUGUGCUCAGAGGUAAGUGAAGAUACGGCAGCCGUUAUCGAGGCUUCCCUGUGUUUGUUCGCUGCCGUGAUAUUUAAUGUAAUAUUUUUCUUGACAUUUCAGCAUUUGUCAUAAAUUUCUCUGAGGAUUUCAGAUGAAAACUUUUUAAACCUGCAGGGAUUUGAAACCUUAAGGAAAGGAUUUGAAAAACACCCUCUGUUUUUAACCUCUCAUCUUUCUUUACAAUGCAGCACUCUGUUUGUCUGAACAUCAAUCCAGCAGUGUGUGUGUGUGUGUGUGUGUGUGUAUAUGUGUGUAUGUGUGCAUGUGUGUGUGAAUGUGAAUUUGAGUGUGUGUAUGUGUGUAUAUAUCUGUGAAUGUGAAUUUGAGUGUGUGUGUCUGUGUGUGUAUAUAUGUGUGUGAAUGUGUGUGAAUGUGAAUUUGAGUGUCUGUGUGUAUAUGUGUGUGUGGGUGUGUGUGUGUGUGUGAAUGUGAAUUUGAGUGUCUGUGUGUAUAUGUGUGUGUGGGUGUGUGUGUGUGUGUGAAUGUGAAUUUGAGUGUGUGUGUAUAUGUGUGUGAAUUUGAGUGCGUGUGUGUAUGUAUUUGUGUAUAUCUGUGUGUGUGUGAAUGUGAAUUUGAGUGUGGGUCUGUGUGUGAAUGUGAAUUUGGGUGUGUGUGUAUAUGUGUGUGAAUGUGAAUUUGGGUGUGUGUGUGUAUAUGUGUGUGAAUGUGAAUUUGGGUGUGUGUGUGUAUAUGUGUGUGUAUGUGUGUGUGAAUGUGAAUUUGGGUGUGUGUGUAUAUGUGUGUGUGUAUGUGUGUGUGAAUAUGUGUGUGUGUAUGUGUGUGUGAAUGUGAAUUUGGGUGUGUGUGUAUAUGUGUGUGUGUGUGUGUAUGACCUGGGUUUUGUGUGAUGUUUAGUUUGUUCACGUCACUGUGGUGUGUAACGAGUCUCUCUGUAGCUCCCAGCUGGUCCAGACGUAACCACACUUUCUCUGAUCUCAGCACGAGGAACCGAAUCUGUUCAACCAAAAUCAAUAAACACAACUCUCCUUCACCCAGAACACAAAACACACCAAUAAAUCUGUCUGUGGGAAAAGUGCUGAGUUUAAGGCUUUAACUGUUAAACAUCUACAAUCACUGUCACUUAUAGAAUAAUAAUAAUAAUCAUCAUCAAUCAUCAUCAUCAUCAUCAUCAUCAUUUCAAAAGGUUCAGUCUGCAGCACCACCAAGCUGCAAUAGUGGGGCCCUUGAGCAAGGCCCUUAACUCUCUCAGCUCCAGAGUGACCUCAGCUUUCAAACAAACAAUGUUACUGUGCUGUAAUGUGACACAUGAAGCAAAAUAAAAUUGCAAUUU
Tachysurus vachellii is the source of this 6716-nucleotide messenger RNA. Its product is annotated as polyamine-modulated factor 1-binding protein 1. The transcript has 39 exons. The record is from RefSeq and is a predicted model, not a curated record. Bases 524 to 5059 code for a protein of 1511 amino acids. Lineage: Eukaryota; Metazoa; Chordata; Actinopteri; Siluriformes; Bagridae. Gene Ontology annotation, biological process: spermatogenesis.